UAUAGAACGUGAAUGUCCUGAUUCUGAAUCUUGGAGAUAGAGACAAACGUUAGUGGAAUAUUAUUCUCUGUGUCUGAUUCAUCUUUGGAUCCAUGGUGGAGAACUUUCCCAGGAUACACAUUUCGAUUAGGUUCUCUUAGAUUUUUUCUAAUGAUUUUUUCCCGUUUGGAAAUCUUCAUUCGGGAACGUUUCUAGAAAAAUCUAAAAAAUAUUUGGCCGUGUAAUAAUGGCUGCUUCAGUAAAGGUAGCUUUGGGGUCGUGCGUCUGGGUAGAAGAUACAGAUGAAGCCUGGCUUGAUGGAGAAGUUGUCGAAGCUAACGACGAUGUGGUCAAAGUCAAAUGCGAAACCAAGACGGUUACGGCAAAGGUAAAUGCUGUCCACCCCAAGGAUCCUGAGUUUCCUGAACUUGGCGUCGAUGACAUGACCAAGCUAGCCUAUUUGCAUGAACCAGGGGUUCUUCUCAAUCUUAAGUCCCGGUACAAUGCAAAUGAAAUUUAUACAUACACAGGGAAUAUACUGAUAGCUGUGAACCCCUUUAAAAGAUUACCCCACCUAUAUGGAAACGAGAUCAUGGAACGGUAUAAAGGCUCAGAUUUUGGCGACUUAAGCCCACAUCCUUUUGCUGUUGCUGAUUCUGCAUACAGAAAAAUGAUCAACGAAGGAGUGAGCCAGGCGAUCUUGGUGAGUGGAGAGAGCGGUGCUGGGAAGACUGAGAGCACAAAGAUGCUCAUGCAGUAUCUUGCAUACAUGGGUGGUAAAGCUGAGAGUGAAGGACGAUCUGUAGAGCAGCAAGUUUUGGAGUCAAAUCCAGUUUUAGAAGCUUUUGGCAAUGCAAAAACCGUCAGAAAUAAUAAUUCAAGUCGUUUUGGUAAAUUUGUGGAGAUUCAGUUCAAUCAUAUGGGAAGAAUCUCAGGAGCUGCUAUUAGGACAUAUUUGCUCGAGAGGUCACGAGUUUGUCAAGUGUCUGACCCUGAAAGAAACUAUCAUUGCUUUUACAUGCUCUGCGCUGCGCCAGAACAGGAAACUGAGCGGUAUAAAUUAGGGAAACCAAGCACAUUCCACUACCUAAAUCAAUCGAAUUGCCAUGCAUUGAGUGCAUUUGAUGAUUCCAAGGAAUACCUAGAUACGAGGAAAGCUAUGGACGUUGUUGGGAUCACCUCUGAAGAACAGGAUGCAAUCUUCCGGGUAGUUGCUGCUAUUCUUCAUCUAGGAAACAUUGAGUUUGUAAAAGGAGAAGAAUCAGAUGCUGCAGAACCCAAGGACGAUAAAUCCCGGUUCCAUUUGAAAGUGGCUGCAGAGCUUUUCAUGUGUGAUGAGAAAGCAUUAGAGGACUCCUUAUGCAAAAGGGUAAUGGUGACGCGUGGUGAAAGCAUUACGAAGUCGCUUGAUCCUGGUAGUGCAGCUCUAAGCAGAGAUGCUCUUGCCAAGAUUGUCUAUUCUAAAUUGUUUGAUUGGCUUGUGACAACAAUCAACAAUUCUAUUGGCCAAGACCCCAGUUCAAAAUACAUUAUUGGAGUCCUGGAUAUAUAUGGAUUCGAGAGUUUUAAGACAAACAGCUUUGAACAGUUUUGUAUAAACCUGACAAACGAGAAGCUGCAACAGCAUUUCAACCAGCAUGUAUUCAAAAUGGAGCAAGAAGAGUAUACUAAAGAAGAGAUUGACUGGAGUUACAUAGAGUUUAUUGAUAAUCAGGAUGUUCUUGAUCUUAUAGAAAAGAAACCUGGUGGCAUUAUUGCCCUUAUCGAUGAGGCGUGUAUGUUUCCAAGAUCCACACAUGAAACACUUGCGCAAAAGCUAUACCAGACAUUUAACAGCCACAAGCGUUUUACCAAACCAAAAUUAGCUCGUACAGACUUUACCAUCUGCCAUUAUGCUGGUGAUGUAACUUAUCAGACUGAACUAUUUUUGGACAAGAACAAAGAUUAUGUUGUUGGAGAACAUCAAUCUCUCAUGAACUCUUCAGAGUGCUCCUUCGUCUCGUCUUUGUUUCCAAAACCACGAGAGGAAUCCUCAAAAUCAUCCAAGUUCUCAUCAAUAGGCUCUCAGUUCAAGCAACAACUACAAUCUUUGCUCGAGACGUUGAGCACCACAGAGCCGCACUACGUACGCUGUGUUAAACCAAAUAACGUUCUUAAGCCAGAUAUUUUUGAGAACCUUAAUGUUCUACAUCAACUUAGGUGUGGGGGAGUCAUGGAAGCCAUUAGAAUUAGCUGUGCUGGAUAUCCUACUAGAAAGUCAUUCAGUGAGUUUUUAACUAGGUUCCGGAUUUUAGGACCAGAUGCUACAAACAAAAGCUUUGACGAAGUUGAUGCUUGCAAAAAGCUACUAGCAAAAGUGGACCUAAAAGGUUUUCAGAUAGGGAAGACGAAGGUGUUUCUUAGGGCAGGUCAGAUAGCGGAGCUGGAUGCUCACCGAGCUGAAGCUCUUGGCCAUUCAGCAAAGAUCAUACAGAGGAAAGUCCUUGCUUAUCAGUCUCGUAAAAAAUAUUUGAUGUUGCAAUCCGCUUCAACUGAAAUCCAGGCCUUUUGUAGAGGACAUACUGCACGCCGUCAGUUUAAGUCCAUGAGAAGAGAAGCUGCUUCUCUGAGAAUUCAGAAGCAGGCCAGGACUUAUAUACGCCAGACAGCCUAUAAAAGGCUGUGUGUUUCAGCUAUUUAUGUUCAGACUGGUUUGCGUGCAAGGGCUGCUAGAGUUGAACUUCAAUACAGAAAGAAGAGAAGAGCGGCAGUCAUUAUUCAAAGUCAGGUCAGAAGAUUUUUUUGUCGGAGGAGGUUUUUGAGAAUGAAGAAAGCAGCUGUUACCACUCAAUGUGGCUGGAGAGUGAAAGUUGCACGGCGGGAAUUGCUGAAGCUUAAAAUGGCUGCUAAGGAAACAGGAGCCCUCCAAGACGCGAAGAAUAAGUUAGAAAAGGAGUUGGGAGAACUCACUUCAUGCUUAGAGCUUGAGAAACAGAUGAGGAUGAAGCUUGAGGAAGCCAAAACUCAAGAAGUUGAGGAGCUGAAAGCAGCUUUGGAUGAUAUGAAACUUCAGCUCGGGGAAACUCAAGAAAGCAAAAGUGAGGAGAUCUUGAAGUUGCAGUCCGCUUUACAAGACAUGCAAUUAGAAUUUGAAGAACUUUCUAAGGAUCUGGAGAUGACGCAUGAUCUCGCUGCAGAAAAUGAGCAUCUCAAGGAGUUGGUGAGCUCAUUGCAAAGUAAAACUGAUGGAACCGAGACCAAAGAUAAAGAAACAAGUAAGCUAAGUGAAGGCCAAAUAAAACAAGAGGUUCCCGUCAUUGACCAUGAUGUAAUCAUCAAACUCGAAGCUGAAAAUGAACAACUGAAGACGUUGGUUAGUUCAUUGGAGAAGAAAAUCGAUGCUUUAGACCUAAAACAUGACGAAACAAGCUCAAACAUGAGAGAGCAGUUGAAGGAAAGCGCUUCAUCUGAUUAUGAGAUUGUGAGUGAUCUUGCAGCUGAGAAUGAACGUCUCAAGGCACUGGUGAGUUCGUUAGAAAAGAAAGAUAAUGAGAAUGAUUCACCAACCGAGCACAAGGAGGGGACACACAUACUGAAAGAAGAAGAGAGUGUAACUGAUGAUGUUUCAGUUGAUAAUGAAAUGACCAACAAGCUUGCUGCUGAAAACAAAGAGUUAUAUGAUCUGGUAGAUUUGUUGGAAAAGAAAGUACAAGAAACAGAGAAGAAGUAUGAGGAAGCAAGUAAACUUUGUGAAGAGAGGCUCCAGCAGGUUGUAGACGCAGAGACAAAACUAAUCGAGUUAAAAACAUCUAUGCAAAUGCUUGAGGAAAAGGUCUCUGACAUGGAAGCAGAAGAAAAAAUUCUACGGCAGCAAGCACUGAUUAACUCAGCUUCAAAGAAAAUGUCACCCCAGGUGUCAUUUUCAGGACCUCCGGUAAAAAAAAACACCUCUAUGCAAUUUCUCAUAUCCUUAGAAUAUUUCAAGAAAUGUGUUAACCUCUUUGAUUUCACCUACAUCUUGCAGCCAAUGGAGAACGGACAUCAUGUAAGUGGUCUAAUUUUUAAAAUCUGUAUGAACUAUUCUUACAUACACACUUCAAUCAUUUUUGCUCUUUGUUACAGGUAUCAUUGGCUCCUAUACCUUCAGGAAAGUUUGGGGCAAUGUCGUUUAAACGAACUCUCGAACAACAACCACAUGUAUGUAACUAACAUUGUGAUACUUCUUUGCAUUUGGUUAAUUAGUUAUGUUCAUGUUUUUUUAAUGAUGCAGGAAUACGUUGACGUCCUUCUAAGUUUUGUUUCUCAAAAUAUCGGUUUCAGCCAUGGGAAGCCUGUUGCGGCGUUUACAAUAUAUAAAUGUCUCAUUCAUUGGAAACUAUUUGAAGCAGAGAAAACCAGUAUCUUUGAUCGUAUUGUUCCUCUCUUUCGUUCCGCUAUAGAGAAUCCGGAAGAUAAUGAUAAUUUGACGUAUUGGCUAACAAACACAUCUACGCUACUGUUCUUGCUUCAAAGAAGCUUGAAAACUCAUGGCACAAACGGUGCUAGUGCGAAUAAACCUCCUCAGCCGACUUCAUUUUUUGGGAGAAUGACACAGGGUUUCCGUUCUACCUCUUCGGCAAGCCUUUCAGGUGACGUAGUGCAACAAGUAGAUGCUAGAGUUCCUGCUUUGCUUUUCAAGCAGCAGCUCACAGCCUACGUUGAAACGAUAUUUGGGAUAUUUCAAGAGAAUGUGAAGACAGAACUAGAGCCUGUGCUUUCCUCAUGCAUUCAGGGACUGAAAGAUUCAUCACAUGAGCUCUAUGCAGAGAAUUUAUCAGCUGAGACAUCUGAACAGAAUUCACCAGCAAAGCCAUCAGAAGAGAUUCCACCGGACAAGCUGUCUGAAGGUAAUUCACCAGCAAAGCCAUCUGAAGAGAAGCCGCAGGAAAAGACAUCUGAAGAGAAUACGGAGGCAAAGACAUCUGAAGAGAGUCCACAGGAAAAGACAUCUAAAGAGAGUCCACAGGCAAAGACAUCUGAAGAGAAUCCACCGGCAACGGCAUCCGCAGAGAAUUCACCAGAGAAACCUUGGCAAGGCAUCAUAGAUCUUUUGAAUCGGCUUCUCGGCACAUUGAAGAAAAACUACGUUCCGAUGUUUCUAACUCAGAAGAUAUUCAGCCAAACCUUCCAAGGCAUCAAUGUUCAUGUCUUUAACAGCCUUCUGGAGCGAGAAUGCUGUACAUACCACAUGGGCAAAAAAGUGAAUGCUUGGUUUAAUGAACUAGAGGCAUGGUGUAGCCAGGCAACUGAAGAGUUUGUAGGGUCUUCAUGGGAAGAACUCAAACACACAAGACAAGCCGUGGUGCUCCUGGUUACAGAACAGAAGUCCACAAUUAUAUAUGAUGAUCUUACCACUAACCUCUGCCCGGCUCUUAGUACUCAGCAACUGUAUAGAAUAUGUACCUUCUGCAAAAUUGAUGACAACGAGGAUCAGAAUGUAUCUCCAGACGUGAUUUCCAACUUGAAACUUCUAAUAACAGAUGAAGACGAAGACAGCCGUUCGUUCUUGUUAGACAAUGAUUCCAGUGUCCCCUUUGCAGCCGAUGAAAUCUCCAACUGUAUGGAAGAAAAAGAAUUUGCCAACGUAAAGCCAGCGAUCGAACUCGCUGAUAACCCUAACUUCCAGUUUCUAAAGGGCUGAGACCUAUUUCUUCAUUUUACCACUGAUUUUGAUGAAACCAAAUUGUACAGUAGUCGCUUGCACAGAUUUACGGUAUGUAGAAUCCCAUAGGAUGGUUAGGUUUAAAGCCAGCGAGUACUCUACUUGUAAGGCAAUAAACUCUUUUUGUAGAGCAAACUGUGUAACGUUUGCUGUUGGAGAAUUGUAGACACCAUUAGUGAGUAAAAGAUUCACAGAAUAUGUGUCUUGUAAUAUUUUUAGUUUGGAUGAUGUUUUUGCAAUUUUCUGAAAGUCUAAAACGAAGUAUCAAGACAUCAGUCAAAAGUUUAAUCAUCCAAUCAUCACAAAUUUCAAAUCCGUAUACAGUGUUUACACAAAGGUGUAAAGACAAGUUCAAUGAACGUUCUCACUUCUUAGUUAUACUCACUCCAAAAAAUGUAGAUAUCUUUAUAUUAAUUUUAAGUUUUACUAUUGUGUAACAAUUGGUGUUUUAUAAAUUUUUGAUAAUUAGUUGAAUUAGUUUUUAUUUAUAUUUUAAUACUUUUUUAAGAAAAAAAUGAAUGUCUUGUGCUUUUAAUCAAUUUUCUAAAAAGAAGAUUUUUAUAGUUAUGAUUUUUGGAAGAGUAGUUAAGAAUUUUUAUUUCAUAAUACUCUUAAUUAUUACUCCUAUUUAUUAGUAAUUAAAAAUAGUGGGAAGGGAUUAAUUACCAACGGUGAAAUCACCUGAGGGCCGAGACUGAGAAGGCAUGAAAGCGGACCAAUAAAAUCCGGAAAACAUGAGAAUCUGAGCACAUGGAAUUCCCAUACCCUUACAGUUAUUAUAGUUAUGGUAUGGAGUUAGUUUGCAUUUAUCACUUACCCUUCUUCUUUUGUCCCUUUCUCCCAUUCCAUAAUAUACAUGCACUAUAUGUAUGUGUGUGCAAUGACUUAUUUGAUAACAAAUAUUGUGAACCAAGUGUUUUUAGUUCAGUUUUGAAUUUCUUGGAUUUAAGCCGACGUCACAAAUGGAACAGGAGGUAAAAAACUAUAUUAUCUUAUCAUCAGAGCCAACUCAGAACACAAGCCACCUAAACCGUUGAUUACGAAGAUAUUUUUAUUUUACUUUUUAUUAGUGUUUUUAAAUAAAUAAACUUAAACAAUUUUAGUUAGAAUAAUAUUUGUUAGGAAUUUUUAGUCAAAACAGUUUCAAAGAUAUUUUUUUUUUUGGAUUUUGUUUGAUAUAAAAGACCAACAUAUGCAAAUGAAAACACUGAGAACAUCGUAUUUGAAUCUUGAAACUUCUUUACAAAAUGGUAUUCAUUUAAACGUAGUUGGUGAUUAUUUGUUUAUGCAAUUAAAGAUUAUCCAACAACUAAUACUAAUAGAAAUCGAUAGCCUAUUGAAAUGCUUGAUUUUUUUUUUUUUGAAAAAUAGAGAAAUGUUAUCAAACAUAAAUAUUUAUUAUCACAUAUUGGUAACCCUUCCGGUAUUAGUCACUACUCACCACAGUCGAAAACGUAACUACAUGAGUUUAAUAGGUGAUUUUAUAGAAAAUGCAAGAAUAGCUUUAUUUCAACAUUAACUAUUUUAAAUUUCAUUGUUUUUACAAACAGUUUCUUUGUAUUAUGAAAAUUUAAAUUAUUAUUUUUGUGAUCUUGGAUACUCUAAUAUAAAUAAAAGAACAUAGUUUUAAAUUCGAUUUUUUCAAACCAUUACUUCAUUACUUUAAAACAGUCUUACAAACUAGACAUAUAGUUUUUAGCUGUAAACAUAGCUUCUUUGGCGAAUCCAUCAGCCGCUGCGUUGCAUUGAAUUCCCAGAUGUGGGAUACUUUAUCUUUAAUAAGAGAUAAAAUUAAAAGAAAUAGAUGAUAUGGUAGAACUCAGCACGGCAAUGUCAUGAAAUAUCCUUUUGAAAGCAAUCACAGACUUGUUUCCUGUGAUAAGAUUGAUGAAACUUUUAGAGUCAGAGUAGCAGAUCACUUCCUUGAUCCCUUUGGCCACAACCGCUUCCAAUCCUGCCUUCAGUGCAUUUGCUUCAGCAACUAAAACAGAGGCUACAACAUCACAUGACGUUGAGUUUUCAAUUCGUUUAGAGUAGUGUAAAACGUUAUACCGGUACUGCUUAUCAUAUGGUGACUAUAAUUUUGGAACAUAGGUGACUAUAUUUAUAAUGCAGCCACAUAUAUUUAUGUGUCUGCAUUAUUCAUCUAAUAUAUGUGUAUAUAGUUGAUAAAAAAAACACAUAUACAUCACUAUGCAUUUAUAUUCUCUCGUCUUUUGUCUUUAGUCUUUCAGUAUCAAUGUUCUAGAAAAGUUGAUGAAAGUUGGUCAGCUAAAUGAAUGUUUUCAGUAUUUAAAAUCUUACAAGAUAAUAUACUAAAGAAAGAUACAAUAUCGUGUUUUUAGUUUAAGUACAUAUAUAUGUGUCAUGUGUGUGUACUUUAGACUUGCAUUUUAGAUUUUUGUUGAUGAUCAUUCUACAUUGUCUAAACGGAAAAUGAGAUAUGCUCCAAUACUAUUAAAACUUAUCACAGUUACUACCAAUUUACAUAUUGUUUAUAGGGCCUUUUCACCAAUUCCGUAAUGCUAAACAUAAUCUAUACCCAAUCAAUAAUAUGUUGGUCAAACAAGCCGUAAACCAUAAAUAGAGAAAUUACGAGAACCGCUAGUUUAGGAAUAUUUUCAUGUUACCCAUUAGAUACUCCAAACAUUUAAAAUCAGUAGAGAAAUAUUUAUCGUGUUAUGAUAGUGCAUGAAAUCGGGUUGCUACCAAAGCUAUAUUGAAAAUAGUAACAUGGGUUUUGGCUCUCAUAAUUAAGUAGAAUUGUUUAAUCAAGAUACUUGAUUAAGAGAAGCUGACUAUCACCAAGAUCUGAUUAUUGUCAGAAAAUCUAAAAAUGGUGGGUAUUAUAUAAAAAUGUUUCGGAAAUUCCUUUUUCGCAAUCAUUAAUUCUUUGGCGCCAAAACUCCGAUAUAAUAGUACUAGUUUUUUUUCUUUCUAAAACGGUAUAUUGUAAGUUGUUUAUAUACAGAACGCAUUACGAUCACACAAUAAUUUUCAAGUAAUAAUUUGUCAAAUUUCGUCGAAAAUUUCCGAUGGAUAUUUAGUUAUGUUUUUUAAGUAGUAAAACUGUUUACUAGAUCUUGGUAGCUUUCAAAUAACAGCAACUCAUUUCCUUAGUUAUAUUACUUCAAAAAUAAAAAUAGAACUAUUUAUCGAUCGUAUAAAUAGUUUCGUCAUCCUAGGAGAGCCAUAAGUGUAUAAAGUAACAAAACCUAAGUUCAUCUAUGUAAGUAAGUCCGAGCAUUUUAUCCGGAUUAGGAAAACUAACCUGAUACUAUUCAUAAUAACUAGAUCAAUACUCUGAAAUAGCCGAACCAGAAUAAAAAAAAACGGACAAAUAUAGAAUAUAUAUAAAUAUUAAUUAUAGAUAUACAUAUAAAAUAACUAAAUUUAUAAAUAUAAUUUAAAUAUACUUACAUAUCAAAAAGUAUUUGAAAAAAUAAAUUAUACAAAGUAUCCAAAAUUAU
This is a messenger RNA of Brassica rapa (field mustard), 9129 nucleotides long. Its product is annotated as myosin-10. NCBI's taxonomy places the organism in Eukaryota, Viridiplantae, Streptophyta, Magnoliopsida, Brassicales, Brassicaceae. Gene Ontology annotation, molecular function: ATP binding; microfilament motor activity; actin filament binding. Gene Ontology annotation, biological process: actin filament organization. The record is from RefSeq and is a predicted model, not a curated record. Gene Ontology annotation, cellular component: membrane; actin cytoskeleton; myosin complex.